CUAUGCAAUCGUUGCUUGUAGAUGUUGUAAUAAUUAUAACCAAAGAUAGAUAUAACGUAAAUCGAUCUGCCGGUAGGUACUUUUUGUAAAGUUGUCUAAUCCAGUUGUGGAUUUGCCCAGGAUAGCUCUUCCAGAGAGAAGUCGUCAUGGCAGAAGAUGCAAGGGUCGUAAUAAUCACUGGUGCCAACUCAGGUAUUGGUCUGAGUUUUGCCGAUCGUCUCUUGGCCAUUGAUCCAACAAUAAUCUUAUGCCUCGCCUGUCGGAACCCAAGUAGAGCAGACACGGCGAGAAAAACGCUUCUAGACAACCAUCCAGAUGCAAAGAUAGAACUUGUACGAUUAGACACGAGUGACAUCAAAGGAAUAUACGAUACUGCAAAGAGUAUUAAAAGAAAAUACACAAGAUUGGACUUUCUAUAUCUGAAUGCUGGUAUAAUGCCGGUUACACAUUUGAACUGGAAGAACAUGUUCAAAGCAAUCUUCACUCCAACCCAAUUAUUUGAGAUGCUGACCACAGGGGAGGGUUUAUUGAAUCUUCAAGAUGACAUGACCAAUGAUGGCCUUAAGACAAUAUUCUCAACAAACAUCUUCGGCCAUUUUGUUCUGAUAAAGGAAUUGGAAGAUCUUUUAUUUGAAUCAAGAGGACGGAUCGUAUGGACAUCUUCCAGCAAUGCAGACCAAUCAAACUUCAGCCUCCAAGAUGUACAACACAAACAUGGUUCUCAGGGAUACAGCUCAUCAAAGUACGCCAUUGAUAUUCUAAAUGUAGCACUGAAUGAGCAGUACAACCAGCAUGAUGUCUAUAGCCAUUUAGUGUCUCCAGGAGUUGUGGCUACAAACAUUACCAGCACCUUUUUUCCAGCUUGGAUGUGGUCGAUGUUCUAUCCGAUAUUUCUGCUGAUUCGUGUAUUUGCUCCAAGAUUUGUCAUUGAGCCACAUUUAGGAGCAGAGUCAAUGGUUUGGGUAUUUGAGGAGGAUAGAAUCUGCAUUCGUCCAGAUCGCAAAUACACAAGUUAUAGCUCGGUAUUAGGACAUAGCUACGUUGUACCCGAAGAGGUUGAAUAUGAAUCAAAGGCCCCUAUACAGUUAUACAGCCAACUUGACAAACUCUAUAAGAUGUUUACGGAUAAGUACACAGGAGGAGACAACAGAAGUGACAGCGAAUAUAUUUAAAAUAAUAGGAAUGGACAAAACUAAAGCGUAUAUUUGUUAUCAAAUGGGGCGUCACAUCUGUGGGUUUAUGGAAGAGUAAACUCGAUUGUUUACAAGAAUUUGAUCAAAUGAAAUGUUUGUGUUUUAAACAAAGAAAAUAAAAGGUUACAGAUAUUUUACACAUGAUAACUUGUUACCAUGGAAUUAAAUCAGGCAACAGUUUUGGUGUGGUUUUAUCUCUUGUUUUUUUUCUCGUUUUGUUUUCUUCUCAAUAUUAUUCAAUAUAAUGAAUUGAUAUACUCACCUCCUUAUUACUCGAGUAGUAAAGAUAUUGGACUAAAAUUAAGCCAUUGCCAAGUCAAAAAUUAUUAAAUAUUAAUUGAUAUGUCAAGGCAAAACACUUGAUUUUUAUAUAAUCAGGUUUGACUGGUUUGAAAGGAAGCUAUUGGGAAUCAGUGCCUUUUUAUCUUCAAUUAUGAAGUAUUUUGUAAAAUUUUACCAUUUGUAGAUGUGAGAAUUUAAGUCUCUCUACAGACUUAUUUUAUAAAUUAAUAUCAUAAUAAUGCUAUAACCAAAAAUGGAACGUUCAUGUUACUAUUUAAAUAUCUAACAAUUUAUAAUGUGCAAUGUAAAUCAUAAAUUCUUAAAUUGUUUUAGCCAUUCUUGUCUUCCAGUGACUUACGUAACAAAAGUAUGUAUUCCUUAGAAUCCAUAACCAGUAUUCUUAUUUAUGAAAAUGAUAAUUUUAGUCUGCAUGGGAAUACACCGAUCCAUUAGGCCCCGCCCACGGCGCACGUAUGAGCAAGAACACGUGAGCUUCUCCAAUGCCAUUCUGCACAACUCUGACGCACGCCGAGCAUAUGGGCAUGCAUGUCGGACCUUAUAGUGUCGGAAUUUUGGUUGUGCAAUGGGUUGUGAUUGGUCAAUACGCAAUGGGGUGGAGCUUAAUGGAUCGGUCUAUUGCAUACCAGUUGUUCUUCCAGGCAACCAAUUUACAGGCAACCAGUUCCAGGCAAUCUUCACAAUGGAAAGGCACUCACAUUUGAAUGUUCGCAUAUUAUUUAGGAUCUUAAGACAUUAUUUUUUGAGAGGUACUCCUGUGCUACCAAAGUGGUCCUGUAGCAUGCACUGCAAGUUGCCUGAAAAAGUUGCCUCGUGUAACAAGGCCAUAGCACAUGGAUCUGGUAAACAGCUGAAAAUUUGGUUUCUCCAAACAAUUAUUCCUUUCUCUGAUAAAUGUUUGCAUUCUUUUAUUCUAAUAAGUGAUUUUCAUUAAGAGAGGCUAUCAUCAAAUUAUAACUAUUCAAGUUGGUGCUUUAAUUCAAACUGAGUAUAUUUUGCCAAUCAAAUUGCACCAAUUUAGCAGGUAAUUUUUUAGGGUUUUGUGAGUUUGGUUUUGAUACUGAAGAUUGUGUUUGGAAUUAAAAGUGUUUUAAAACGA
Molecule: messenger RNA, 2592 nt
Organism: Asterias rubens (European starfish)
Lineage: Eukaryota; Metazoa; Echinodermata; Asteroidea; Forcipulatida; Asteriidae
Product: 3-keto-steroid reductase-like
Exons: 9
Coding region: 147-1172 (341 amino acids)
Biological process (GO): cholesterol biosynthetic process
Cellular component (GO): endoplasmic reticulum membrane
Molecular function (GO): 3-beta-hydroxysteroid 3-dehydrogenase (NADP+) activity
Source: RefSeq, a predicted model, not a curated record